GUUUAUAAAGAUAUGAUAAGUGCAAUGGUUUCAAAUUUGCGUUGAUAUUUCCGUGGUGUCUAUGAAAUCAGUUAAUUAAAUAUGUACUUCAUAAGAAAGGAUGUGAAAAUGUUAAAUUUCUAUCUUGUGGUGGUUUUAAGUGUGACACUUUUAAAUGCCCAAGAAAGUACAACUUACUACUGUAUCGUGAACAGCAACAGCUCUGCAGUAACAAUCUUAGAACCUGCCGCUGGAAAAGAUACUCCUGCUGUAGCAUAUAGUUCAAUUUUUCUGGACAACAGCACAGUUACUCUUAACACUUCACUUAAUGAGAAAUGGCCUCUUAUUAAUUCUUUGAAUAAUAGUUGUAAUAAAUUUCAUGUAGAUGUCUCGGAUCAACGUUGGGAAACAUUCCCAACCAAUAUUAGUCGCGCUUUAGAAAACGCCACAGCACCAAUUUUUUUUAGUGUGAGGCUGGAUAAUGAGAACGAAACUUCAGCCAUAAAUGGCAGUAAAAUAGGGUGGAACCUUUUAAUGAAAAAUGGUUCAAAGGUUUAUUUAUGCGACAAACAGCCAAUACCCUGUUUUGAAUCACGUUUACUUUUAGAAAAAAAUGGCUCUGAGUUGUUUCAAAAUUUACCCAAUGCUGUAUGGAAAUUGCACGAAUAUACAUAUUUUUACAACGAGAAGAUUACAAAUAUCGAAAUUUACACGAAAAGGGAAAGUUGUAAUUAUGUACGACAAGGCUGUCUUACCAUAUAUUUAGCAAUGUGUAAGAGUUGUAAUAUGACAAUUUUACUAAACUCAAACAAAGCUUCAGUUAACCGAAAAGUGCUAAAUACUACUGGAACAGGCCAUUGGAAGACUGUACAAAUAGACUUAGAAGACUUUACGGAUUGUUUCAGUUUCACUAUCGAUACAAUAAUUGCUUAUGAUUACACAGAAAACGUGUUUUGGGCCAUUGGUGAUAAAAUCUACAUGUCAACUCAACUGAGUUGUAACGAAAAUAAGCGAUACAUUUCGUUCAAACCUUUUAAAGGAAAAAAAAUAACUAAUUAUUUUUGUGAAACAGUAAGAGAUGAGAUGCUUAGUUUCACCAAACACCUUCCAGAUGCUAUUUCGGAAAACCCAACGAAACCAAUACCUUUGCCACGUGACAAAAACAAUACAAACGCCACCAACUGUACGCACAAAGCUAGAAUAUUUUCUACAGAAUAUCUAUUAGUCAUAGUUGUUAUAACUGUAGCAACAAUAGUCAUAAUUGCAAUGGUGAAGACAAAAUGCUUUGUUUUAUUAUGUUCAAGUGAUAGUAAGGGAUCAUCAGAUUUCCAGAAAUUAGAAAGCGUUUCAUUAACUGAUGGGCGCGAUUUUAUCAUUUCAACAAUUUGGAGUCCCAUCCAAAGAACUGAUUUUGACAACUACUUUAAGAGGAUUUCUGAUCCAAAUUCUCAAGAGCUUCGAAACCAAUUUAGUAGCCUUCCUUCCGGCUACUCUGAACCUCAUUCCGAGGCACUCAAGGAAGAAAAUCUAUCAAAAAAUGUCUACUCUUCAAACUUCUGUCCUUAUGACCGAAAUCGCGUGAAAUUGAAGCGAAAAAAGCUUUUCGGGGUCACUUGUGAUUACAUAAAUGCCAGUUAUAUUCAAGGAUGUACUAGUUAUAGAGAAUAUAUAGCUACGCAAAACCCUCUCCAAAACACAGUCAACGACUUCUGGUACAUGGUCUGGCAGGAAAAUAUCAAACACAUUGUGAUGAUUUCAAGCAACGACGAAACGAUUUUUUCCUACUGGCCGCAACAAAUAAACGCCAGCGUUGUGUUUGGAAACAUAAAAAUUACCCUGGAUGACAUAGAACACAAAACUUUCUACAAACGGCGUUCUUUUACAAUAGAACACAGAAAAAUCCUCAGACAAGUUGAACAACUCCAUUACGACUCUUGGGACAACAGUGAUUCAGAAACCAUCAAGUCGCAUCAAAUUAUUGGUUUUAUGGAACGGUUACUAACAAUCCCACAUUUGAGUUCACCAGUAUUGGUUCACUGCUUGGCUGGCAUUGGACGGACAGGACUGAUAAUUUUAUGUGAUAUUGUUUUAAGAUCGUUACCACUUACGAACACUAUUGAUAUUUAUUCGAACGCCAAAGCACUCAGGAAAAGUAGGGUUCACAUGCUGCACACUUUGGAGCUAUACAAGUUAGCACACUUGGUUGUGCGCGAUUUUUUGAACAAAGCCUAACCAUUAUUUCCUGAACAGUUCUUGUAUUCUGUAUUUUUAUCCUACUUACAAAUAUUUUCUUUUAAAAAUCCUGUAUUUACGCUUAAAACCCUAAAAUAAUAAACAAUAAAAAUUU
This is a messenger RNA of Tribolium castaneum (red flour beetle), 2326 nucleotides long. RefSeq names its product receptor-type tyrosine-protein phosphatase kappa. Lineage: Eukaryota; Metazoa; Arthropoda; Insecta; Coleoptera; Tenebrionidae. The transcript has 11 exons. The coding region runs from base 82 to 2211 and encodes 709 amino acids. The record is from RefSeq and is a predicted model, not a curated record. Gene Ontology annotation, molecular function: protein tyrosine phosphatase activity. Gene Ontology annotation, biological process: protein dephosphorylation.